AUGAAGCUCAAUUCAUCGGUGAUCGCGACUGCUAGACGCGUACACGUAGUCGCACCUGGCGCUCGGCCGUUGUCACACACACGCGCUAGCACUGCGAAGUCGCCAGCAUUUGCCAACUAUGGGCUUGCAUGGUCGGGGCAAGCUAGACAUCCUGGUCUCUCCUCCGGGUCACCGCAUGGUUCAUGUUUAGGCUCUGGCCCACGCGCAUUUGCGAAUGCCGCCAGCGACGGUGAACGCAGCUCGCAACAAACGUUACUGAGACGAGAACCUGAUACCUUCGUUCCUUCGGUAGUUCACCACAGUGCCAUACGGCAUCCUCACUUCGACAAGAUACUCAUCGCCAACCGAGGGGAGAUAGCAUGCCGUGUCAUCCGUACCGCACGCAAGCUGGGUAUCAAGACGGUGGCCGUCUACUCUGAAGCCGAUUCAGAUUCAUUGCACACGAAGCUAGCGGAUGAAGCUUAUUGCAUAGGUCCUGCACCGUCCGGAGAGAGUUAUCUCCGUAUGGACAAAGUCAUCGAAGUCUGCAAGCGAAGCGAGGCACAAGCGGUUCAUCCCGGAUACGGGUUCCUCAGCGAGAAUGCCGAGUUUGCUGAACGUCUGGCUGAUGCUGGAAUCGUGUUCAUCGGCCCUCCCGCACAAGCAAUUGUGAGCAUGGGAUCCAAGAGUGAAUCCAAAAACAUCAUGUCGGCCGCCGGAGUCCCCUGCGUACCAGGAUAUCAUGGCGAUGAUCAGGAUCCCGACUAUCUGCUUUCACGGGCGAAGGAGAUUGGGUUCCCUGUCCUCAUCAAGGCGAUCCACGGCGGAGGUGGAAAAGGCAUGCGUACGGUUGAGUCCUCGUCAAUAUUUUACGACGCCUUGGCUUCUGCCAAGCGGGAAUCCCUGAAGGCCUUUGGCAAUGACACGGUCCUUAUCGAGAAGUUCAUCGUGCGGCCACGACACAUCGAGGUCCAAAUUUUCGCGGAUGCUCACGGCAACGUUGUUAGUCUUUGGGAGCGCGACUGCUCCGUACAACGCCGCAACCAGAAGAUACUCGAAGAAGCACCAGCACCCGGCCUUUCCCCUGACCUCCGCGCCGACCUAAGCGCGAAGGCCGUCGCUGCAGCGCGUGCGGUCCACUAUGUGGGAGCAGGGACUGUCGAAUUCAUAUUUGACAAUGACACACAGGAUUUCUAUUUUAUGGAGAUGAACACUCGCCUGCAGGUCGAACAUCCUGUGACCGAGAUGGUGACUGGGCUGGACUUGGUCGAAUGGCAGCUAGAGGUCGCAGCGGGCAACGUCCUUCCCCUAUCUCAAAGUGCUAUCCCACUUGUCGGACAUGCUUUCGAGGCGCGAAUAUAUGCAGGCAUCAUUCCAGAGAAUCCCCGGAACGACUUUCUUCCGGACUCCGGCUCUCUGCUUUACCUCUCCACGCCGUCUCCGACGCAUGUCUUUGCUCCCGCUCUUCCGCUUCGGGAUGCCUCAUCGUUGUCGCCUUCCUCCGGUGACGAAACGGAAGCUAUGCGCAUCGUACCCAUUCUGGGUUCGCAAGCUCCUUCUGUUCGCCUAGAACAGGGCUUUUUGCAAGGCUCGCAGAUCGGCGUUUUUUAUGAUCCCAUGAUUGCCAAGCUCGUGGUGCACGGGAGGGACCGUGCAGAGGCCCUUCGUGUCCUGCGCGGUGCACUCGAUGAGUACCAUGUCGCUGGUCUCAGCACAAAUGUGGAGUUUCUCAGAUCGUUGGCCGGGAACGAAGCGUUUAUCGAUGGCGACCUCGAGACCGGAUUCAUUAAGAAACACCAAGCAGAGCUUCUUCCGCCGCUUACCCAACCAUCUGCCGAGCUUCUUACUCAAGCCGCACUAUUCGUAACCUUGAGAGAUAUGUUGCCUCGGACAGCAACGAGCGCACCUUCACCGUGGACCACCCUUGCUGCUCGUCGGUUUAAUGGUCGCCAUCACGAAGGGGUCGUGAAUAUUCGCACAGAAGACGAAUCGACCGCAUCCAUCACUGUUCAUCUCAAGCACCUUGGAUCCGGGUCUUUCACGGCAACAGUACGUCAGGGGCUGACGAGCGACCUGGUUACGGUACAAUCUGCUCGGUUGUCUUCUCCCACGGUCCUGGACGUGACCGUGAACGGAGCGUCCUCGCAUUCGACUAUUGUAUCGCAACGUCCGCCUGCGUCCGUGCCCGUCUCGGACGCUCCUCAUACCCAAGAACGAUUACACAUUUUCCAUGAUGGACGAAAGACCACCCUCGUCCUGCCACCUCCGAAAUGGUUGCUCUCACUCGGAAGCGACGUCCUUGAAGCCGGGAAAGCCAAGGGCGCCCUCAAGGCACCGAUGCCGAGCCUGGUUGUUGAGGUGAAGGUGACCGUGGGUGAUAAGGUUGCGGCAGGCGACCCGGUCGUGAUCAUCGAAAGUAUGAAGACCGAAACGGUGUUGAGGGCGCCGAAGGGUGGCGUGGUCAACGCCGUGGGCUGCAGUAAAGGCGAGAUGGUGGAGGAAGGCAGACAGUUGAUUGAUAUCACCGUGGAUGAGUCUAAUACAGAUUGA
Molecule: messenger RNA, 2529 nt
Organism: Punctularia strigosozonata HHB-11173 SS5
Lineage: Eukaryota; Fungi; Basidiomycota; Agaricomycetes; Corticiales; Punctulariaceae
Exons: 14
Coding region: 1-2529 (842 amino acids)
Cellular component (GO): mitochondrion
Molecular function (GO): ATP binding; metal ion binding; methylcrotonoyl-CoA carboxylase activity
Source: RefSeq, a predicted model, not a curated record